This is a messenger RNA of Saccoglossus kowalevskii, 2399 nucleotides long. RefSeq lists its product as uncharacterized. The record is from RefSeq and is a predicted model, not a curated record. NCBI's taxonomy places the organism in Eukaryota, Metazoa, Hemichordata, Enteropneusta, Harrimaniidae.
GUUUAGUCGGUAUGUAUUGAACAUGUCUCAGACAAUAAUAAUACUCCCAUUUAGUUCACAUAGACAAAGUCUUCACUUAAAAGAGUCGGUAGAUCUGUCGAUGUGUCAAGUCAAGACUAGCUUUACUAUCCACGCGCUUGUGUUUAGUUGUGAUGGAAUAUCGAGCAAAUAGUCCAUCUUCUGUCACGAAGGGGGACGAUGGUAGUGAAGGUGAUGGUGCAGCUGCUUAUAUUCCUGGACAGAAUGUAUGUAUAGGAGACGACUCUUGUAUAAAUGUGGAAGAUGUUCUUAAAUCCCCCCAGUUUGCAGCGCCACCUUCCAUCAACCCAGGAAUGGCUUCUGCAUAUUCCGCUCUUGAUAGUGACUCUGGCGAUGCCUGCACAUGCAGUGUUGGUCAAAUGCAAAGUGAACUGUACCAUAACCCAUCACAACCUAACAGUGUGCACCGCCGCAUGUGUCCAAUCAGUCAUCUGUGUCAGGAUAUGACAAAUUUGAACGUUUCAUCACGAAAACAAAAAACACAAACAGCUGUAAAUCUGCCAUCUGGAAUGAAUAGUGUUGAUACAAUACCUUCUUCGUCACUAACAGGACCAGUUACAUUAUACCAGACAAAUAAUAUCACCAUCAACAAGCCAAUAAAUGUGACAGAUUCAAGCAAUAUUAAUAUUGGUGAACAUUCUACAAUGAUCCAUGAAGCUCCGCCAGCACAUACAUUGAACCAGCCGACAUAUGAAAAUACCGUCCCACAAACUUGUGCUACUGAUAGAACACUAAUGAGAGGUGAUAUGUCCCACAACGUAUGGGGGGCAGCAGUUAAGGAAUGCAUAUCAGAGUUACAAGACCACUAUAGCUGUAUAAUAUCCAAACUACAACCAAUACCAUGGUGUGAUUGGCAUGAAAUAAGGCUUACUGAUGUUUAUACUAAACUAGAAUUAGAAGAACGUAGGGGUGUAUUCCGACCCAUCAGACUAGAGAAGAUAUUUGAUACACUACCUGAUACUCACACAUUACCCAAAAGAAUAAUUAUAAGAGGAAAUCCUGGGAUAGGGAAGAGCACUCUAUGCCGAAAAUUAGCCUACGAUUGGGCAACAGGGGCCUACUAUAUGGUGAAUCACUUUGAUGUAGUACUUUUAAUUGAGGUUCGACAGAUGACAGGUACUAUUAAAGACGCAAUAAGUGACCAGUUAUUACCUCAUGAUAUGAAGGAUGAUGUAAGAAAUGACUUUUUUCAUUUCAUUGAAAAUCACCAGGAAAGAGUUGCUAUAAUACUUGAUGGAAUAGAUGAACUUAACUCUAACAUCAGAACUGACAUCAAAAAAUUUAUAGAUCGUAAAAUCUACAAGCGUGUUACUGUUCUUGUGACCUCACGUCCAGACAAAGAUAUGCAUAUUCCACAAUUAUGUUAUGACAGGUUCAUUGUAAACAAUGGCUAUACACUUGACAAUGGAAUUGAUUUCAUCCAUAGAUAUUUCAAACACAAUGUUCAGGAGUCAUGUUGCAGUGAGCUUGUUGAUGGAAUUCGCACAUCUUUGUAUCUGCAGGAUCUUGCCUCCAACCCACUCAAUAUAAUCCUGCUGUGUAUUAUUUGGCAAGAAAAUAAAACGAUGCCGCAAACAAAACACGAGUUGUUCAACUUGUUAGAAUAUUGUGUAACAAGGAGAUUCUGUAUGAAAAUGGGAAUUGAAAUGCCUGGUAAUGACAUUCCUGACGAGUGUCAGACACUUUUGCAUGAAAUAUCUGAAAUAGCAUUUGAAGGAAUAAUGGAUGAGACAUAUCGAUUUAAAGAAAGUAACCUACGUAAACGAUACAAGGAUAGUCUAUUUUACAAGAUGGGAUUUAUGACUGAGGAAUUGAGUACUGCAAUAAUAAAAACCACCACAUUUUUAGUGUUCCCACAUAAAACUAUACAAGAGAGAUUCGCAGCCAGAUAUUUGAUGCAUCUUCCCGGGAAAAAAAGACAACGUCACAUAGAAACUCUUGCGUACUCUAACUCGUAUAAUGUAUUGGUGCAUGCAAGUGGGUAUAUGAAUAAUCAAGAUGCGGAUAUAGCUCAUCUUAUCAAUUCUGUUCACAUGGUUUAUGAGACAUAUUUGUCCUUGGAGGAUAGAGACAUAAAUGUAUCCAAAAUCAAACAAAACGUAGAUGAGUACAUUUGUCUAGCUUUGGAGUGCAUCUACGAAUCAAAGUGUAAUUCACAAUUGAUAAAAAAGUUGACAAGUUUUAUCAAAAGAGAUAUCUGUGUGCCACUCCCCACAUGUAAAACCAGUACACUUUAUACAUUAGCGUCUAUACUCCAACACAAAUCGUGCAGAUUUAAAUCUUUGCAUGUAAUAAUUGGUGAAGACGAUCAAAACAAGUGGGAAAUACUUCUCGGUGGUAUAGCGAAAAACAGUCCAUAA